Glarea lozoyensis ATCC 20868 is the source of this 1146-nucleotide messenger RNA. RefSeq lists its product as uncharacterized. The transcript has a single exon. NCBI's taxonomy places the organism in Eukaryota, Fungi, Ascomycota, Leotiomycetes, Helotiales, Helotiaceae. The coding region runs from base 1 to 1146 and encodes 381 amino acids. The record is from RefSeq and is a predicted model, not a curated record.
AUGGCCAACCUUCUCUCCUUGCCAGACGAACUUCUUUUGACGAUAGUCAACCAUCCAGCGUCCUUGCUCCAGAGGGUCAACGACGAUGAUAUCAAGACGGCGUUAUGGCCAUAUCUUACCCGCUCCGUUUCCGUACGAUCUUUCAAACGAUGCAAUAUGAUAUACACCUUGAUGUGCGUAUGCAAACGAUUCGAAGGUCUCCUAAAGAAUGACCUGUAUUGGUCCCCAGCCCUCCAACGGACUAUUGGAAAGGAGGAGAACAAUCGACCAAAAGCAUUACUGGCCGCACUCAAUAUAAAUCCGAGUCUCGGACGCUACAUUGUCGCCGUUUCAACACAUUGUACUCUCUUGGCUGACAUCGUUGAGUUAUUCGGGCUUCCGCGCAUCAAAACGCUUGUCUUGGAUGGUCUACAGAAUAUAAACACUACAGGGUCUUGCAAAACAUCGUGGCGCUCCACUUCAAGCGUAGAAAAUCUGCGGCUGUUAGACUGCAAUAUCAACAACUUUGUGUUAGAGACUAUAUUGUCCUUCCCACGAAGUUUGAAAAGUCUACACUACGAAAUCGACUUUAUCGAAGACGCCGAAGACUUUUACUUUGAGCUUGAUCUGAAUCAUACCUCCUCCUUGAUAAGCAGUCACGAAGAUUCUUUAGAGAGUCUCGUUCUGACGCUCUGCCCUAGGCGUACUUCCUUGGAAGAAUCGCGCCUAGACCCCUGGUUCUUCACGCCCUUGAAUCUCCGUUUUAUGAAAUCGCUAAAAAUGCUUGUCAUCAACCACCUCUUCCUGUCGAGGUUCGGGCCUAUCCAAAUCCCAGAUGAAAACUUCUACCGUCGUUUCCCGCCUAGCAUUGAGGAAUUGCGGGUCAUCUAUGUGAGAGAACGAUCCGGCGAUUGUAUGACGAUGGAGCAGUGCUGGCUGAUGCCCUUGAUGCAGAAAAAGCGGGCGAAAUUUCCGAAUCUACGCAAGGUUACAGUCUAUAUCACUGAUGGUAUAGGAAGUUUGCACUCAGAUAACGAGAAUUUGGGUCAUGACGCGUUCGAACUUCAAAUGUCAAGAGAAUUACUUCUCUUGGCUAAAGAGGUGGAGGUCUUGCUGGAGAUCGAAAUAGGGCGAGCUGGUGUUACCAGGCAUGCUAUGAGCCAGUAG